Cajanus cajan (pigeon pea) is the source of this 1721-nucleotide messenger RNA. RefSeq lists its product as uncharacterized. The record is from RefSeq and is a predicted model, not a curated record. Lineage: Eukaryota; Viridiplantae; Streptophyta; Magnoliopsida; Fabales; Fabaceae.
AAGCCAUCAAUGUCAUCACCUCUCAUAAACACUACCAUCUUCUUCUUAAUUGCUUUUAAUUCUUGUGAUCUCAAUCUCAUUCCCUUUUUUUCAAUCUUCAACUUCCUUUCUCUUUCAUCCACUUGCAUGAACUUUGUGUUUGCAUGGAGUUCUCGUCAUCUUUCAUUUGAAUGCUCGAGUUUUAUGUGAAAUUAUGAAGAAUAGGUGAAAAGAUGGUCACAGCAGAUAUGAGGGCUGCGUGGCAGAGAGCUGUUAACCGUUGCUUUGUCCAAGAAGACACAAAAAGAGCUCCCAAGUUGGCUUAUUGUCAAUCUUCAUGCGCAACAUCAAAAUUGGUUAAUGCUGAACCAGCCAGUGCUGCUGAUGAAUCUGAUCAUGUUGCUGUUAAUGUUACCCAUUUUAACCAGAACUCUUCAUUCUCUAUUGCAACUCCUGACUCAAGAUGGUGGUUGCAAUUGCAACCUAACUAUGGCUUUCAAAAAGGUUUAUCAUAUGAAAACUUAAAUGGAUUGGAGGAUCGAGUUGAAGAUUUGAAAGUUAGUAAUGAAAAUAAGACAUGUAAAGGAGAUGCUACACAUGACUAUAGUAAAAAUUCUCAAGCAUAUCCUCAGCUAGUGGAUAUGAUAGCUAAACAUGAGAAAAUGGAGACUGAUUCUGUUGGUUGUUCAGAGUCCAAGCAAACAAAUGAUUUAUCCUUUGAUUCUGAUUAUUCUUGGAUUGGAGUUGAGAAGGCACGGCCAUGGUGGAGAACUACAGAUAGAGAUGAGUUAGCUUCUUUGGUUUCGUGCAAAUCAUUCAACCAUGUUGAGAAUUGUGACCUUCCACCUCCACAGAAGUAUCUCGGAGGACAAUCAUGUGCUGAUAUCAGUGAUAUCAAAAUAAGAACAACAUCUUCCGACUGGCAAGCCAAAUCCAGUGUCUUUUCCAAUUUCAGUGUUCAAGCAAAGGAAAGUUUAGGAUCAGGGUUGAUGCAUAGGAAGCUGGGGCCUUCAACCAAUAAAGGGCGCGUACAUGUUGAUUGUGACAAAUAUUCAAGUUAUCCCACCAUCCAUGGGGGUGUCACAGUCACAGAACAAGAUUUUGAGGGAGACCAUCCUAGUAAAGCUCAACUUAUGGAAGCAUUGUGCCAUUCCCAAACACGUGCAAGGGAAGCAGAGGAGAUAGCAAAACAGGCUUGUGCCGAAAAGGAGCACAUCAUUGCACUCUUCUUCAUACAGGCUUCACAACUUUUUGCCUAUAAACAAUGGUUUCAACUGUUGCAGCUGAAAGAUCUUAACCCUCAUGAGGACCAGCCAAUCUCUACUCCCUUUCCUGUGGCUCUUCCAUGGAUAGGUAGGAAACCAUGCAAGAAAAAGAUAAAAUUUGGCAAUGCCAAACAAGAAAUGCUUGGCAACACAAAAAGUGACAUUACAUCAUAUGCUGUUGCAUUUGCUUUAGGAUUGAGUCUUGUUGGAGCUGGCUUACUCUUAGGAUGGGCAGUUGGUUGCAUGUUACCUUGUUCAUAGUUUUGUAGGAUUUAGAGCCUUGCUUUGCAUGAAGAUUGGUAAACAAAGGAAAUUGGUUAUAUUAGAGAAAGAAGCUCAAUUUGUUCCAUCAAAUGUGUAUGUAGAAAUGUGUAUGUAGUUUUGUAGAUCUGUUGGUGAGUAACGUACAUUCUGCAUUGCAUUUUUUAAACGAGUACUAUUAGUUAUGUACAUAAAUAUAUGUAUUUCUUUGAAUCU